Molecule: messenger RNA, 3422 nt
Organism: Artibeus jamaicensis (Jamaican fruit-eating bat)
Lineage: Eukaryota; Metazoa; Chordata; Mammalia; Chiroptera; Phyllostomidae
Gene: SF1
Product: splicing factor 1
Exons: 14
Coding region: 362-2641 (759 amino acids)
Biological process (GO): regulation of mRNA splicing, via spliceosome
Cellular component (GO): nucleus
Molecular function (GO): zinc ion binding; mRNA binding
Source: RefSeq, a predicted model, not a curated record
AAGUGCGCGCUGCGACACCUUCGAGCUCGGCCGCCAUUUCCUCGCCUAGCCUAACGGUCCAGCCAAUCGCAGCGCGCAUCGAGAAGGACUGAAGCUCCGCCAAUUGGAGGCCGCCGAUUCCGACUCUUUGCCCGAGCCUGGCCCAAUCCAGGCUUCCGCCCCGUCGCCCCCGGCCCGCCCCCGCAGCGCCCUCUCUCCUCCCUCUUUGUGCGUCUCGCGCCGCCGCCGCUCGCUGCCAGCCGCCUGAGGACGGGCUCCGCGCGCUCUUCAGGGGCGCAGUCGGGUCCCGUGUCCCCGGAAGGUUCGCUAAAGAGAAGCCGCCGCCUAGGAGGAGCCGCCGGUGCGGGUCCCCGGGGGCGCCAUGGCGACCGGAGCGAACGCCACGCCGCUGGGUAAGCUGGGCUCCCCGGGCCUUCCAUCCAUUCCCAGGCCCAAAGGGGGCUUCGAGCCGGGGCCAUCUCCUGCCCCCGGGCCUGGGGCGGGGCUUCUGGUGCCCAGGCCGCCGCCUACCCCGCCUGUGGGCUCUGUGAGGGCUCUCUCCGCGGCCUUCCCCUUUGCGGCGCUGCCUCCUCCUCCUCCUCCGCCGCCGCCACCCCCUCCUCCGCCGCCUCCACCGCCCUCCCCGGGCUCCUCGUACCCGCCGUCGCAGCCGCCCCCUCCGCCGCCGCUCUACCAGCGCGUGUCGCCGCCGCCGUUGCCGCCACCCCAGCCGCCGCGUCAGGAUCAGCAGCCGGGUCCGGCCGGCGGCGGAGGAGACUUCCCAAAUAAGAAGCGGAAGAGAAGCCGCUGGAACCAAGACACAAUGGAACAGAAGACGGUGAUUCCAGGAAUGCCUACAGUUAUCCCCCCCGGACUUACUCGGGAACAAGAAAGAGCUUAUAUAGUGCAACUGCAGAUAGAAGACCUGACUCGUAAACUGCGCACAGGAGACCUGGGCAUCCCCCCUAACCCUGAGGACAGGUCCCCUUCCCCUGAGCCCAUCUACAACAGUGAGGGGAAGAGGCUUAACACACGUGAGUUCCGCACCCGCAAAAAGCUGGAAGAGGAGCGGCAUAACCUCAUCACAGAAAUGGUUGCUCUCAACCCUGAUUUCAAGCCACCUGCAGAUUACAAACCUCCAGCAACACGUGUGAGUGAUAAAGUAAUGAUUCCACAAGAUGAAUAUCCAGAAAUCAACUUUGUGGGGCUGCUAAUUGGGCCCAGAGGGAACACGUUGAAGAACAUAGAGAAGGAGUGUAAUGCCAAGAUUAUGAUCCGGGGAAAGGGGUCUGUGAAAGAAGGGAAAGUUGGGCGCAAGGAUGGCCAGAUGUUGCCAGGAGAAGAUGAGCCACUUCAUGCCCUGGUUACUGCCAAUACCAUGGAGAAUGUGAAGAAAGCAGUAGAACAGAUAAGAAACAUUCUGAAGCAGGGUAUUGAGACCCCUGAGGACCAGAAUGAUCUACGGAAGAUGCAGCUUCGGGAGUUGGCUCGCUUGAAUGGGACCCUUCGGGAAGAUGAUAACAGGAUCUUAAGACCCUGGCAGAGCUCAGAGACCCGCAGCAUUACCAAUACCACAGUGUGUACCAAGUGUGGAGGGGCUGGCCACAUUGCUUCUGAUUGCAAAUUCCAAAGGCCCGGUGACCCCCAGUCAGCUCAGGAUAAAGCACGGAUGGAUAAAGAAUAUUUGUCCCUUAUGGCUGAACUGGGUGAAGCACCCGUGCCCGCAUCUGUGGGCUCCACCUCUGGGCCUGCCAGCACACCUCUGGCCAGUGCACCUCGGCCUGCUGCUCCGGCCAACAACCCACCUCCACCGUCUCUCAUGUCCACCACCCAGAGCCGCCCACCCUGGAUGAAUUCUGGCCCUUCAGAGAGUCGACCCUACCAUGGCAUGCAUGGAGGUGGUCCUGGUGGGCCUGGAGGUGGCCCCCACAGCUUCCCACAUCCAUUACCCAGCCUGGCAGGUGGCCAUGGUGGACAUCCCAUGCAGCACAACCCUAAUGGACCCCCACCCCCUUGGAUGCAGCCGCCGCCUCCACCGAUGAACCAGGGCCCCCACCCACCUGGACACCAUGGCCCUCCUCCAAUGGAUCAGUACCUGGGAAGUACGCCUGUGGGCUCUGGGGUCUAUCGCCUGCAUCAAGGAAAAGGUAUGAUGCCGCCGCCGCCUAUGGGCAUGAUGCCGCCGCCGCCGCCGCCGCCCAGUGGGCAGCCCCCACCCCCGCCCUCUGGUCCUCUUCCCCCAUGGCAACAGCAGCAGCAGCAGCCUCCACCACCCCCUCCGCCCAGCAGCAGUAUGGCUUCCAGUACCCCCUUGCCAUGGCAGCAAAAUACGACGACUACCACCACGAGCGCUGGCACAGGGUCCAUCCCGCCAUGGCAACAGCAGCAGGCGGCUGCCGCAGCUUCUCCAGGAGCCCCUCAGAUGCAAGGCAACCCCACUAUGGUGCCCCUGCCCCCCGGGGUCCAGCCGCCUCUGCCGCCCGGGGCCCCUCCCCCUCCGCCGCCUCCGCCACCUGGUUCCGCCGGCAUGAUGAUCCCUCCCCGCAGCGGCGAUGGCCCGAGCCAUGAGAGUGAGGACUUUCCGCGCCCAUUGGUGACCCUUCCAGGCAGACAACCUCAGCAGCGCCCUUGGUGGACAGGAUGGUUCGGCAAAGCAGCCUGAGUUAUUUUUGUGGAUGGAAUCGGAACACGCUGGCUCCAUAUUGUGAAAUUUUUAUUAAUUUUUUCUUUUCCCUUUGUUAUUUCCUUCUCUCUUCCUUUCUUCAGACUCCAUCCAAGGAGACGCUCUCCCCGGUCUUCUGCUGCAAUCAGAUUCCUUUUUCUUUUCUCCAUUCCUCACUCUUCUCUUUCCAAGGAGAGAGGAGCAAAUGGUUUUAGGCAAAGGCCUUGGCCAGUAAUGUCAGGCUAGUUGGGAGGGGUUGUACUUUGGCUCUAAGAUUUACAAGGGGCCAUAGCCACCCUGAGAUUUUUUUAAAGUGUGGGGCUUUGUCUCUGCUACCCUCAUAGAAUAGAGGCUUAAUCUCCAGAACUGGGGUCCAUAGCCAUCCUGACACCCCUGGCAGUGGUGGGUGUGGCUGCUCAAGCCACCCGGGGCUUGUCUGCCAGUCUGGAGAGUCGUGUCAUGUUCCCAGAGCACCUGAGCUGCCUCGUAAUUCCAUUUGUUCCUCUCCUUCCUGGAAGGGUUCCUUUUAAUUUUUCUUUUAAUCCCAAACGUCUGAAUGUUUUUGCAGUGUCUAGGGUGUUGAGUCCCUUGUUUUUUCGUUCUGCUCCCCCCACCCCCUUUUUAUGGAGUGAUUAUGUUGACAAUAAUGUAUAAUGCGCGUUCUCUUCACUGGUUUAUCUGCAGAAAUUUCUCUGGGCUUUUUUUUUUUUUUUUUUUGGUGUAUGAUUCAACACUGCGUUAAAGGGGGACAUUCAUUGAAUAAAAGAGCAGUGUGGUUUUC